Rhincodon typus (whale shark) is the source of this 4685-nucleotide messenger RNA. Its product is annotated as tyrosine-protein kinase Srms-like. Gene Ontology annotation, molecular function: ATP binding; protein binding; transmembrane receptor protein tyrosine kinase activity. The record is from RefSeq and is a predicted model, not a curated record. The coding region runs from base 192 to 1178 and encodes 328 amino acids. Gene Ontology annotation, biological process: cell surface receptor protein tyrosine kinase signaling pathway; protein phosphorylation; positive regulation of kinase activity. Gene Ontology annotation, cellular component: signaling receptor complex. The transcript has 5 exons. NCBI's taxonomy places the organism in Eukaryota, Metazoa, Chordata, Chondrichthyes, Orectolobiformes, Rhincodontidae.
GACCAGCAAAUGUAACCAGAAGUUCAAUGUGCUUCUGCUCCAAGGCAAAAGCACCACCUCUGGGUGAGUGGACCCUUGUUCCUGACUGCUUUUCUCCCCCAACCACACCCCCUUUCAGCCCCAAUAAAACGAUGCAGAGCUAUUUUAUGGAACUGGAGAAGUGCAUCGGGAAAGGCUGCUGACGGACAGUGAUGGAAAAGACCUUACGGAGCUGCCUGCCCUGUCUGCGGGCGCUCUGGGACCGUCUUUGGCCCGAGCCUCCGGCCGCAAACUCCCCUCCAGCUCGGCGUCAGAUCGCUGUCAUCUCGGGCCCCUUGGUGGACCCCAAACCCUCCGCCUUAAACCCAACCCCAGUGGCGCCUCGCAAACUAGGACCUGUCUACACCGCUCUGUACGAUUUCCAGGCCAGGUCGCCAGAAGAGCUGUCGCUGAAACAGGGCGAGAAACUGAGAGUCAUCCGAGAUGAAGGGGACUAUCUGUUUGCACGGAAAGCCGCCGGUUCCGCCGAGGGCUUGGUUCCCACCAACUAUGUGAAAGUCAUUGAGAACUUUGCAAAUGAACCGCUGCUGGAGAUGAGGAAAGAGGCAGAAGGACUGGAACAUGGUUGGCAUUGGAACAGAUACAUGAUGCCCUUCUGCAUCCACCAAAGUGAUGAAGGAGCAUCAUUAACAACAACUCACCAUCUAUACAUAGCUAGUCAAGUGGCUGAUGGAAUGGCUUAUUUAGAACACCAUAAAUUUAUCCACCGGGAUUUGGCUGCAAGAAAUGUACUGGUUGGAGAAGAGCUCAACUGUAAAGUUGCAGACUUUGGAUUAGCAAGAUUAAUCCGGGAUGACGUAUAUCAUCUCCGUUCUGGGACCAAAAUGCCUAUAAAAUGGACAGCACCAGAGGCUGCAAACUACCAGAGAUUUUCAAUAAAAUCAGAUGUAUGGUCUUUCGGUAUUCUUCUGUACGAAAUAGUGACAUAUGGCAAAGAUCCUUAUGAGCGAAUGACAAACACAGAAGCCAUGGAUCAAAUAAACCGUGGAUAUAGAAUGCCUUGUCCAAAAAACUGUACCCAAGACAUAUACGGAAUAAUGCUUAGGUGCUGGAAUGAGUCUGAGGAGAGCCGACCCUCAUUUAAUACUCUUUCUGAUGAACUGAAUUCAUUGUAUGCUUUAUAUUAUUACAAAAACUAAGACCAAGCUCAGCAAGGACGCAACAGAUAUUGCUGCUACUGGUGUAAUGCUGGAUGGAACUGCAUUUGAAUCAAUUCUUAAAACAAUAUUUUGUGCAAUGGACUUUUUACAACUUUUAUUACAAUAGCAUACAUAAGUGAAAUAAUUACCUCAAAAAUACAAUUGGUAAAAUGGGGAAAAAGAUUUAGAGCACUGGUAUGAUAUUCUUCUGUGCAAUAUUUCAACAGGGCUGUUAAUAAACAGGAAAUGCCAGCAGAGAAAGGAACAUUGUACAAAUGUAUUGUGCUUGUCAAACAGUAAGCUUAGUAUACUGCCAGUAAAUAUUAAGCACUGAAAGGACAGUGAUUGAAAGCAAAAAAAAACAGCAAAUUUAUAUCUAGAAUCUAAAAACUCUUUAAAGAGAAUAAAAUUUUAACAAACAUCAUUGUGUAACAUCUCUUAACAAUCUGUUCCACAGCACAGCUAUUCCGGUAUCAUAAAAACACUUUCGGCUUUCCUGUACAAUGUCUACUUCCUUAAAGUUAUAUUAGGUUAGAAAUUAUUCUUAAGAACAUUAAUGAGCAAACUAUGUGUUGGAUAUCUUAGCACAGAUGGUAUUCUAUUUAUAAAAAAAAGGCAGCAUUUCUGCUCAAACAGAGAACAAAAGAUUGUGAUCCAAACUGUAACUUCCAAGCUUUAACAACCUGAAAAUAGUUUUACUUUUAUAACUAAAUAUAGCAAUACUGUUGAAAGCAUCAAACAAGCUUAAACAUUGACUUCAUGUCUCUUUUUUGGCAACAUUCAAAAUGCCUUCUUCAUUGCAACCAAUUCAAUCAGCAGAUGGAAAUGCAGAUUCCAGGCAGUUGUAACUUUUUGGAGCCUGCUAAAGGAAGCUUAAGACUUGUAAAUAAUUUCUAAACAAGAAAAUUAAGAAUCCAUUAAAAUACUCGCUUUUUGUACUGCAUUCAUUUUCUUUUGCAUGUAUUUACUCAGAUGUAACUGACAUAUUGACGUAGAGGAUGUUCAUUCUUCAUAACUUCAAAUAGACCAAACUUGUAUAAAGUAGGCUGUCAAGGUAAAUUCUGUACUCUGCUCCCAGCUUGGAGUCUCAUUUAUCAAUAGCAUCACUUCAAGAAAGAGCUGGAAUACAACAGAGAAAGUUCUACAUUUAGCACAAUCCAUGGCAGGAGCAGUGUCUCACAAAAUACUAAUUUUCUAUUAACAGUCUUAGCCUAAUUUUAUACAAAAGUAUUGAUGCACUUCCUCCACUGACUGGGAGCAGGACAGUAGUAUGCUGAAAAUCAAUGUACUGAAUUUAAUGUCCCAUUCCCAAUUCACUCCAUACCGUAACAACCAUGGGAGUGGGAUCAGGUCAAACAACUCCCUGAGCUUACUCUGCCAUUCAACAUCAUGGUUGAUCUCCUACCUCAAUGUUUUAGGUGGGCAGCUCAUUAUGACAUGCAAAUCAAACUCCAAGGAUGUGGAGUUUGCACCUUAAUGCACUUUCCAAUGAGGAAGACUAGAGUUUGCAUCACCCUGAUUCUCCAUUUGUUUGUAUUUGGCACAGAGUACCCUAUAAGUAUCUUCUGAAUGGAUUCCAGCAAACCACUCUGGAAGUAUAUUGAUGAGCAUUCAGAAUGUUUAUUUUUGCAAAACUGAGGAAGACCACUCUGGACUUUUCAAUGCCCCACCCUUGACUAGUUGUCUCAUCCCCCUUUGUUUUGACUUCCAGCUCAACUCCAAAGAGGAGUUGUUAGAUUUUCCUUCUCCAAUAGUUGACUGAUUGGUCAGUUGCCUUUGAAUGCUGAUUCUGUGCUCAAUAAUCAGAAGCAAACAAAGCUUGAUCACCAACAAGACUGGGGCCUCCCACUGGGUAUAUCAAGUGAUCGUUUACAUACAUGGUAUGUCUAUGUCUACCAAAAAUGAAAAUUGGGCCCAAUAUUAUGAUAUUUCUACCUCUGCCACUGGUACCUCUCAGACCAUCACAACAGAUUUUAUUACAAAUCAUUCCUUGCUCUGAAUACUUAUUCCUUUGCCUCUUAUUUCUCCUUUAAGAACCUUGUCUUAUUCUACCUCUCUCCCCUCCCCUUUAAUGUCUUCACUUUGCUGUGCACCUAAAUUGCCAUAUUAAAAAAAACUGUUCCUUAGACACCAAUAACAACUGUCCCCCAGCCAGAUUAUUCACAAACUAGGUUUCAUACUUAACUUUCUCUUUCUUCGUUUUUCUAUCUCCCCAUAGCCUCAACGUUCCCAAUCUCUGCUCCUUCAUCUCUGAAACCUGACAUAUCUGCAGUUACCAUGGUGUAUUCAGCUGUUAGGCACUGAACUUUGGAAUUUGGUCCCUAAAACCCUUGCCUUUCCUCCUUUGAUAAUAUCCUUAAAAUUCAAGAUUUAAGCAAGCUAUUGGUCAUCUACCGUAAAAUCUCCUUAUCUCUUUAAUAUCAGAGCCAAAUGUUAUUUGAUAACACUUCUGUGAAGAACUUUUGAGCAUUCUAUGGCAUUAAAGAUAAUGACAUGCAUCCACCUUGUUAUGUUUGGAGGAUUAGUUAUCUGUUUCAUUCAAAACAGUGCCAAAACUCCCAAAUUUCAAAGGGAGUUUGUGCUAAGUAAAUGCCAAAAAAAGUUGCUAGAUCAGAAUAACUAAAGAUAACAUUCAGUGAGUAAUACUGUCCAAACUUGUUCAUGAUUACAUUCAUAAAUUCUAUACUUCACUUAAAAUGCACUUGGCGUGAUCUACAAUGUAUGGCACCUUCAUCUCAGAAAUUUGCAGCUAUCAAGGCUGAUUCAAUAACGUGAAAUAAUCCUGAUGCAUAUGAGAUCAUUGCUUAGUUACUAGUAGGAGGUUACUUGAUAGAAUUUGGGAACCACAUAAUAGUGAACAACUGUUUUGCUGAACAAUAUUGUGUUAUUUCAUAAAUACUAAUAAGACAUCGUAUGGGUUCAACAUGAGUAGUUCUUGAUAAGCAGGCAUCCAUUUAGAUGAUGAUGAAAGCAUUAUUUUCUUGUAAAAUAUUUUAAAUGCUGAUAUUAAAUUUGAACUUAAUUUGAAAUGGAAAAAUACUCAUGUCAUUGCAUUUGUUAUUCCUUUCCAGAGUUUGAGUUCCUGGCAGGGAGUCUCACUUUGUGUUGUAGAAAUGAGGUCUUGCCUUUGAUCCCUGAAAUUUCAUUUGAAACUUGGUGAAAACAAUCUUCUCCCCUCCCCCACGCCUCUACAAACUGUACUCACAUUAAAAUAGCUCAUAAGUAAACCAUAAAAAGAACUUAAUUUGCUGCAUUCAUGAUUUGACAACUAAUCAAUUGCAUGUUUAAAGGAGAGACAGAUUAUAAAUUAUUAUUGGCAUUAUUAAUGGGAAGGCAUUUGACUCGUCGAUAUGAGAUUACUCAAUCUGCUAUUUAACAAAGAUGUUAACUGAAUUAUUUUAAAAUGUCUCGCUAAUGGGAGUAAUUUUCACCUCCAAAAUGGAUUGGAUGAGAAGUUGUAAUUUUUAAAAUUUCAAACCCACCUGUUUGUUUUAAGAGACAGGGUGU